AUGGAGUCUAUCUCGCGCAUCUCCUCGAUGCUAGAAACAGCUCGGGAACUCACUAUCGAAGCAGCUCAAAGCGCCACCAAUGCCAGGGGCGCGUUCAGGUCGACCUCCUCGCACCGUCCCGCUACGUUCUCGCAGAUCAAGAAGCUCCUCGACAGCAGGAGUGAUAGGGACAUAUUAGACGGCCUUCGAAAAGUCAUAUCAUUAAUGUACAGGGCCGAAUCGUGUCUCCCUUUCUUCUCAUCGGUUGUGAAGAACGUUGCAAAUCCAAACAUCGAGGUUAAGAAACUGGUCUAUAUAUACCUGCUUCACCAUGCCGAGGCCGAACCUGACCUUGCGCUCCUUUCGAUCAACGCCAUUCAAAAGUCCCUGACCGAUCAGAACCCCCAAGUGCGCGCCAUGGCUUUGCGGACAAUGUCCGGAAUCAGGGUUCCCGUGAUUAGCCAAAUUGUCUCGUUGGCCAUUAAACGCGGGUGUGGAGAUAUGAGUCCCCAUGUUCGCAAAGCUGCCGCCCUAGCCAUCCCGAAAUGCUACAGUUUAGACCCGUCUACGUUACCUCAGCUUUUGGAAUGCCUUUCUACGCUCCUAGGGGACAGCCAGUAUUUUGUCGCGGGGCCUGCGGUGUCGACGUUUCUUGAAGUGUGUCCCGAUCGGAUCGACCUAAUCCAUAAACAUUAUCGGAGCCUGGUUAGGAAGCUAGUGGAUAUGGAUGAAUGGGGUCAACUUGCAACCCUACGAUUAAUGGUGAUAUAUGCCAGGAAAUGCUUUCCUAGGAGAACAGAAAGAAUACGGAUUACCACUUCAAAGGAAUUUUAUGAUGAUGAUGAUGAGGAGGAAGGCAGUAGAGAAGCUCAGGAGUAUGGCGAAGAGGUCCUGAUAAUCGACCCGGAUCUCGAUCUCCUUCUCAAAACGUGUAAGGCUUUACUACAGAGCCGGAAUGCCGCUGUAAUAGUGAGCGUCGUCUGCCUCUUUCUCUAUGUUGGAACGCCUGCGCAUCUAGAAGCCGGAGUUGGACCACUGGUCGCCCUACUACGCAGCCCGCAGGAUAUUCAACAUGUUGCGCUCUAUAAUAUCAUCUGUGUGGUGCUCGUUGAUCCGAAACCCUUCGUGAAAUACACUUCUCAUUUCCUAAUACGGUCGUCCGAUGUUCCGCAAAUAUGGAGGUUAAAAUUAGAAAUCCUGACUAUCCUCUUCCCCCACUGCGGGAUGCAUCUUAAAGGCAUCAUUCUUAGUGAACUAGAGCACUUUUCAUCAAAUGAAUCGCAGCCUGACCUCGUUCGUGAAAGCGUACGGGCAAUUGGUAGAUGUUCACAGAGUGACGCUUCCACUGCCGCACGAUGUCUUCGCAUUCUCCUGAGUCAAAUAUCUAGCGCAGAUGAUAACCUUGUCUCAGAAGCUCUAACUGUCAUUAGGCAUCUUAUCCAACAGGAUCCAGCAUCGCACAAGAAGACAGUUGUUAUGUUAGCUAAGCACCUAGACACGACAACCAGCCCCGAUGCAAGGGCCAGUAUAAUAUGGCUGGUGGGCGAGUUUGCAGGAGUCGAUGUGGGCAACAACAUUGCCCCAGAUGUCCUACGAAUUUUGGCAAAGGGCUUUGCGGACGAAUCCGAGGCUGCAAAGCAACAAAUCGUCCUCCUAGGCGCGAAGGUCUAUCUUCACCACCUUCUCCAUAAAACCCAAAACACCGAACGUACGACCAAUGAUACCGAUGACCAAAACCACGGUUAUAAUUACGACACCCCACACCCCCCAAGCAAGGAAGAGGAGGAGGAAGAUCCCAUCGCAUUGUUGUGGCAAUACAUCCUCCUCCUAGCCCGCUACGACACCUCUUACGACCUCCGUGAUCGCACCCGCCUCUAUAAAUCCCUCCUCGCCGUCCCAAGCUCGACACAGCUCGCCAGCCUCCUCCUCCUCGCCCCCAAACCAGUCCCCUUCACACCAUCCCCAUCCGAAACGUGCAAGGAUCUGCUCCUGGGCACAUCGACGCUGGUCUUAGGACCUGAGGUUGGCAUUCACGGUCUUCGGGGUUAUGAGCCGCUUCCUGACUGGGUAAAGGCUGGUCAGGAACCCGAUCCUAAACUCCGCGAAGAUGACGUUGGCAAGGCUGUGGGGAUCGAGAAGUGGAAUCUUACGGCUGGGGAGAGGUUGGAUCAUGCGCUGAAGGAAUAUGGUGUUGAGGCGGGAAAAGGUGGACUGAAUGGGGGGUUGGUGGGGAGUGGGAAGAAGACGCUUGAUGAUUGGCUGGCGGAGAGUAGUGAGGAGAGUGAAGAGCCUGGAGAAGAAGAGGAGGAGGAUGAGGAAGAGGAGGAAGAGGAGGGAAGUACGGAGGAGGGAAGCACGGAGUAUGAGAGCGAAGAGGAAGAAUCCGAAGAGGAAGAGAGCGGGGAGGAUAAGGAUAAGUCGGGGGAUGAGUAUGAAGAGGAAGGCGAUCGAACAGAGCCAGAUGAUGAAAGGACGCAUCUGGUACGAUGA
Paracoccidioides brasiliensis Pb18 is the source of this 2469-nucleotide messenger RNA. RefSeq lists its product as uncharacterized. Gene Ontology annotation, cellular component: membrane coat; AP-3 adaptor complex. The transcript has 3 exons. The record is from RefSeq and is a predicted model, not a curated record. Bases 1 to 2469 code for a protein of 822 amino acids. Gene Ontology annotation, biological process: intracellular protein transport; vesicle-mediated transport.